AUGAAGUUUAAGCUGUCUCUUGCAAAUGGUUACGUGAGGUCAUGUCCUUCUGUUUCGGGGACGGGCAGGCAUAGGGGGGUUAAUGCUAGAGUAAAGAGAACCUUUAGGCUUAGAUUAGGGAGCUGGAAUGUAGGUACACUUAAGGGAAAGCUUUUAGAGCUAGAAGACGCUUUGGCUAGGUGUAAAACAGACAUUGCGUGUUUUCAGAAAACUAAGUGGACAGGUAAAAGCACUAGAGAUGGGAAUGGAUUCAAGCUUUGGUAUUCUGGAGCGCCUAAGUCGAUAAAUGGAGUAGGGAUCAUCAUGACAGAUCGACUUAAAGACUUUGUAGUACAUGUGGAAAGACACGGGGAUAGGUUGAUGUUGGUGAGAUUAGUGAUACAAGAGGAGACUAUAAACGUGAUCAGCACACGAGCAACCAAGACAGAGAAGGCUGUAAGGCCAAGAAUCCUUUGGAAAAACCUUAUGGGUGAAGCAGCAGAGACGUUUAGAUCGACGACCAGCGCGAGGUUCUCAUUAGAGAUUCAAAACGGCGAGCAUAUGGAUGCUGAUCAGUUGUGGACACACUUGGCAAAGGGUAUGAGGGAGAUGGAAAAGGCGGUACUAGGGGAAACAAGAGGGACAGGUAGUCAGCGGAAAGAGGGUAGGGAAUCUUGGUGGAUCAGUGAAGAAGUCCAGACCAAGGUUGCGACAAAACUUAGUUGCUUUAAAGAACUUAUCAAGAGCAAGCAAAACGGGACAAAUGAGGACUGGUCCUUGGCUAGGCAGAGAUACUACGAAGCCAAGAAAGAGGCAAAGAAGAUUGUAGCUAUAGCAAAAGAAAGAGCGUACGAAGAACUGUAUAAGAAAGUAGACUCCAAGGAAGGCAAAAACGAUAUAUUCAGAAUUGCUAAAGCAAGGGAGAGAAAACGUAGGGAUUUAGGAGACGUCAUCUAUAUUAGGGAUGAAAGCGGACGGAGCAUUGUGAAGGUGGAAGACAUUAGGAAAAGAUGGGAAGAGUACUUCGCCAACCUGUUUAAUAGGAGAGAGUCGGGGCGAAGUGAAGGAGGAAUCGAUCACAGUACUCACUCAGACAUAUGCUGCGACAACGACGAUACUCCGAGGAUCAGCCAAGAGGAAGUAAGGCUUGCCCUAAAGAAGAUGGGGAGAAGCAAAGCAACAGGUCCAGACCAAAUUCCUAUCGAGGCAUGGAGAUGCUUGGGAGAUGUGGGGAUAAGCUUGCUGACAAGCCUUUUCAACAAGAUUUGGACAAGUGAAAAAAUGCCAGAAGAAUGGAGACUUAGCGAGGUCAUACCUAUCUAUAAGAACAAGGGGGACGUGCAGAGUUGUAGCAACUAUAGGGGCAUUAAACUCCUAAGUCAUACCAUGAAGUUAUGGGAGAGAGUGAUACAGAUGAGGCUUAGAAGGGUUACAAAGGUGGCAGAGAACCAAUUCGGUUUUAUGCCAGGUAGGUCGACAAUGGAGGCUAUUCACAUCACCAAAAGCCUUAUGGAAAAGUAUAGGGAAAGACAAAAAGCGAUACACUGUGCCUUCCUAGAUUUGGAAAAGGCAUACGAUAGUGUACCACGACAGCUGAUUUGGAGGACGCUACAAGCGAAAGGGGUUACUGGGAAAUACAUUAGGGUUAUUAUGGAUAUGUACGAUAGGGCGAGGACCGGUGUUCGAACCCCUGUGGGGAACACAGAACUUUUCUCGGUUGAACUACCGUGGUGUAUGAUUUUUGCCGAUGACAUUGCGCUGAUAGCGAGAUCGACGGAGGAACUAAACCAGAGGCUAGAGAAAUGGAGAGAAGCCCUUGAAGACCAUGGUUUGUGCAUGAGCCGAGAGAAGACAGAAUACCUUAGAUGUGACUUCGAUAACCAGGAGAUAAGACAAAAUGGGGAUGAGGUUAUUAGCAUUGGGGGCCGCAUAUUGCGUCCGAAGGAGUCUUUUAGAUACCUGGGAUCAGUGAUACACAAAUCGGGGGGGAUAGACGAAUACGUGACACAUCGAAUUCAAGCCGGAUGGAUGAAGUGGAGAGCAGCUACUAGAGUCAUGUGCGACAAGAGGAUCCCGCUAAAGCUGAAAGGGAAGUUUUAUAGAGUGGCUAUUAGACCGGUUAUGCUAUACGGGUCAGAAUGUUGGGCGAUGACGAAAGCCCAAAUGGCUUGA
Molecule: messenger RNA, 2151 nt
Organism: Erigeron canadensis
Lineage: Eukaryota; Viridiplantae; Streptophyta; Magnoliopsida; Asterales; Asteraceae
Exons: 4
Coding region: 1-2151 (716 amino acids)
Source: RefSeq, a predicted model, not a curated record